This is a messenger RNA of Syngnathus typhle (broad-nosed pipefish), 3599 nucleotides long. RefSeq names its product 1-acylglycerol-3-phosphate O-acyltransferase 3 (gene agpat3). Bases 582 to 1715 code for a protein of 377 amino acids. Gene Ontology annotation, cellular component: endomembrane system; endoplasmic reticulum. The record is from RefSeq and is a predicted model, not a curated record. Lineage: Eukaryota; Metazoa; Chordata; Actinopteri; Syngnathiformes; Syngnathidae. The transcript has 10 exons. Gene Ontology annotation, molecular function: 1-acylglycerol-3-phosphate O-acyltransferase activity.
ACAAACACGGAUCGUGCACUAUGCAUUGUUUAAAAGUUUUAAUUUAAAAGAACAAACACCCCAGUUUGGUAAUGGAAAGAAGGAAGUAAUAACAGCUAAGUGGUGAAGGUAUUAUUGUAGAGGGCAGGUGUUUUGCAGAUUAUUGUGUGCGUUUUGUGAGAAUGGGUGAGGGGGAGGGUGGUCCGGAGUGACCGGAUGGACAUCUUUAGAGGGGGGCUUUGAGGAAAUGUGGCGCUUUCACCGACAAACAAUGGUGCUCUUGAAAAUCGCAUGACCUCAAGUCAUCUUUGUAACAUCUACGUUAACCCACGUCGUUGAGCUAUAGUGUGCUCUCUCUAAAUCGGUCCGAUAGUUGUUUUCCUUUUUGUUUUGUUUUUUCUUCCCACAACCUGACCAGGCCCUGAACCAUUGACUGAAGUAUUCCCGAAUCUCCGGUGCUGGUUUCAGUACAAAGUGAUCAAUUGUCAGGACUGUAGUAUUGGCCGAAGGACCGUGCAAACGAGGCUUGUAAAAGGAGACCACCGUGGUUGGUCAUCGUGCAUAGAGAGGAGCCUCCUCAGCUCCCCUAGGCCUUCUGCAUCAUGGCUCUCCUGGCCUACAUCAAGAGCCUGUUCAUCCUUCAACUGUUGAUGGGCUUCGUGUUUGUGGUGAGCGGCCUCAUCAUAAACUUCAUCCAGCUGUGCACGUGCGUCAUCUGGCCAAUCAACAAGCAGCUCUAUCGCAGAAUCAACUGCCGGCUCGCCUACUCGCUCUGGAGCCAGCUGGUGAUGCUGCUGGAGUGGUGGUCGGGCACCGACUGCACUUUAUACACGGACCAGGCCACGGUGGACAAAUUUGGCAAGGAACACGUCAUCAUCAUCCUCAACCACAACUAUGAGAUCGACUUCUUGUGUGGCUGGACCAUGUGCGAAAGAUACGGUAUCCUGGGGAGUUCAAAAGUCUUAGCCAAGCAUGAGCUGCUGAAGGUUCCUCUGAUUGGCUGGACCUGGUACUUCUUGGAAAUCGUGUUUUGCAAAAGAAAGUGGGAAGAAGACCGCAAAACUGUCUUCAGCGGACUUGACAGGCUUAAGGACUACCCUGAACAUAUGUGGUUCCUGCUCUAUUGCGAAGGUACCCGCUUUACAGAGAAGAAGCACCAAAUAAGCAUGCAGGUAGCAGAGAGCAAAGGCUUGCCCAAGCUCAAAUAUCACCUUCUACCACGCACCAAGGGAUUCACAACCACGCUGCGAUGUCUGAAAGGCACAGUGACUGCCGUUUAUGACGUGACGCUCAACUUCAAAGAUAAGCAGACCCCCACUCUCCUGGGCAUCGUCAACGGCAAGAAAUACAAAGCUGACAUGAGCGUAAGACGUUUCCCUGUGGAAGAGAUCCCAGAUGACGAAGCAGAGUGUGCCAACUGGCUGCAUAAGCUCUACCAGGAGAAGGAUGCCUUACAGGAGACAUACAGCAAGGAAGGCAAGUUCCCGGGGCCCACAAUAAUCCCUCCUCGCCGUCUGUGGACACUGCUCAACUUCCUGUUCUGGGCCAUGCUGCUGCUUUCACCACUUAUCAAGUUUGCAUGCGGAGUGGCGGUCAGCGGCUCUCCGCUGCUCAUUAUCGGCUUCAUCAUCUUCCUCAUCAUAGCCUCUGUUGCAAUCCGCCGCCUGAUCGGCGUUACGGAGGUCAACAAGACGGGUUCCAGUUAUGGUGACCAGGAGACCAAGAAACAAAACUAACACACCCUAGACUGACUCCCGCUCUCCUCCUGCCGUCCAAUUGGUCACCAGGCCGGGGGGGGGGGGAGACCCGGCUGUGAAACCACAAUAGAGCAGACUUAGAAACCCUAAAGAGUAAAUUCACCGGAGGUCAACAAGACAUGAGGUGGGAGGGGGAGAUGCUGUACUGCAUCUAAAGCCAAGUAGUGACCCGUUUUCCACAGCCAAGCCCCGUUAAUCCUGCCGAUCAUAAACCUCUCACCUCCUAACCUACCUGCAGUCACGUGGAAGGCCACAAACAUAGCCUGCGUCUCGCUUUGCACUACCUCCCCAACAAACCACACUUACUGUCCGUCGUCACCCAAUUAGGAAGCGGCGGUGUUCUUCUAGUCAGAACAGGGCCCUCCAUCCAUGUGGCCCCGCCCCCGUCUCCCUUUCACACGCCUGUGUUUCUUGUUUCUUUUUUUUUUUUCAGCAAAAACUUCACUAAACCAUGGAAACAUGACCAUUAAUUUUUUUGUAAUCAUUUUGUGUGAGCAUCAUGACCUGGUCCCCUUUUCGAGGGGGCGGGGGGUUCUUCAAAAAGGGCUGUGCAUGUGCAAGCUGUCAUACCUGACCUAAAGCUCUGGAAUUCCUUUUCCGAAACUAAAUGCUCUUCAUGUUGUAAGUAGCAUAUAGAAUGAAAUUAAUAAAAAAAAAAAAAACAUUUUACUUCAUUGUUAUUUUAUUCAAAAUGUUUAACGCUGCUCCUAGUUAGUUUACUGUCAAACAAAACUUUAAACAAAAAAUAAUUGCAUUGUGUGUUUAAAACAUUUACAUAGCUUUGCAUUCAUUCCAUUUGUUUUGCUUUAUGCUAACAAUGAAAUAUGACACUAGCACAGGUGCUGUGUUCGAACCCUUUAAGCAAUGGAUAUUUGAACACAAAACGGUGCAGCACAUAUCGACUGACAAGCUUUUAUAGAUCAAAUUUAAAAAAACAAUGUAAAUAUCUCAAAAAUCAGAUGCGCUAGAAAGACAUUUUUUAAAAUCGUUUUGAAAUCAAUCAUCAUUAUAAUACGUUCCAGAGCUAACAUCCUUAUUUUUCUAAUUAAAACAACUCCCCCUUGCCCCUCAAACACUAGUGAGCUGGCAACCAUGACCGGUGAGGAGUGUGUGGGGGUUGUUCUGCCAGAUUCCAGGCUAAAGGUCACCAGUUGUCUCCACGUAGCCUCACGCAGCUGUUGACAUAAAGUUUGCCUGGCCACUUAUAGACUGUAGUCGUAGUGCUAAGUUAACCUUUGCCUUAAAUCAAGCUUGCUCAGGCAAGGGGCCCGCGUCCUCCCUCACCUCCACCACUUUCGACCAUGUCAAACAACACGGAUAUUUUCCACACGUCCUAGUUACAUAGUCACGAGUAACCCCCCCAACACGUUACAUAUUCCACUCUUCUUCCACCUCCCUCCAAUGGCACAUGUAGCGUCCAUCCAAAGUUUUUUUAUCUACGUAUUUCCUCCAUUCUCACCAUCCAUUGAGAUUUUCAUGCAAGCCUUAAAACGAGACUGCUUCUUCUGAUUUGUGUUGACUGACUGAGCCCCUGAGCUAUACUGGAUCAAAGUUUGCUAGUAGUAAAAUACUCAGUAGAAAAUGAAGAGGAAGAUGACUCACUGGUGUGUUUAAACUACUGCAGAAUAGUUUUGAAAGAUCCAGCUGAGUAGUCGCAGAAGAGAUGCAGGCGUUUGGCACAGGAUGUUUUUUUUUAUUUGGUCAACAAAAGUGAAAUCUGACACCACCAUAAAAAUAAUUUACGAUAAUCACGCAUUCCUCUCGAGUCAUCUGCUUUUUUUGUUUUAUUUUUGUUUGUUUUUGUUUUUUGGUCCAUCACCCCCACCCCACCCUCACCUGUUAUUAAAAGACUUGAAUCACAAA